GCAACUGGAAGUCAGAGGGUAAAGCACUAAGCUGUGCAGUCACAGAAGGAAGACAGAGCCUCCGAGUGUGAAGGGACAGAGGGGAGAGUGGGAAGCUCUGGGGCUGGUGGAAGAAAGGGUAGACGGGUGGGAGCCGGGUUGCUCAGGGCAAUGGCUGAGGCCAUCACCUAUGCAGACCUGCGGUUCGUGAAGGCUCCCCUGAAGAAAAGCAUCUCCAGCCAGUUAGGACAGGACCCAGGGACUGAUGAGGAUGAGGAGCUUACCUAUGAGAAUGUACAAGUGUCCUCAGUCUCAGGUGGGCCCUUGAGUUUGGCUUCUUCUGGAGUAGGAGACAAAGCAGGGCUCCAGGCAGAGCAGCCAACUGCGUCCUGGGGCUCCGUGACGUCACCGGCUGCCGGGCGGCUCCUCGCGGGCCGUGCAGCCUGUAUGCAGUACCUCUUUCUUGGCCUGCUCCUCACCUGCCUGCUGUUGGGGGUGGCCACCAUCUGCCUGGGAGUGCACUAUCUGCAGGUUUCUCAGCAGCUCCAGCAGACCAACAGGGUUCUGGAAACCACUAACAGCAGCCUAAGGCAGCAGCUCCACCUGAAGAUAACCCAGUUGGGGAAGAGGGAAGAGGAUCUACAGGGGUCCAGGAGGGAACUAGCCCAGAGUCAGGAAGCACUACAGGAGGAACAGAGGGUUUGCCAGGCCACCCAAGAGCAGUUACAGGCCUGCCAGUCUGAGAGGGAGAAGACAAAGGAGGCCUUGCAAAGUGAGGAGGAGCAAAGGAAGACCUUGGAGCAGAGGCUGAGCAGCUUUCAGGACACACUGAAGCUCUUAUUCAGAUGCCCCUUAUCAGACAACUGCUGUCCCAUGGGAUGGAUACUGAAUGAGAGGAGUUGCUUUUACAUCUCAUAUACGGAGAGAAGUUGGGAGGAGAGCCGAAAUCACUGUAAAUCCCUGUCCUCUGACCUGGCUGAAUUCAGUGAAAGUUAUGUUUAUUCUCAUCCGAUUGCAUACGGCAACAGAGCGUGGAAGAUGUUGACACAAAUUAGUCCGCCUGGUUCAUUUUGGGUUGUUCACAGCUUUCUUAAGAAGUGGCAGCAGGUUGACAAUAAAAGAGGCUCUGGGUAUUAUGGUCAAGUCUCAAGAUGUUACAAGGUACAAAGUAGUCGGCUAAAAAUGCUGCCGGAGGUCUGUACUUCUCUUCUUCCCUGCAUCUGUGAGAUGGCAGCUUUCAAGCAUCCGGAUGAGGACCACAUUUUGACCUGAGUUGGGUACUUAUGCCAACAAGAGCCUGUGGCCCUCACCCGACUGCCAUCUGCACACCCUAAGAUCAUCUCCCUCCAGCAUGCCCCCACUCUGCCUGGACAGUGCCCAGCCAAGGGCUGAUCCAUGCCCAACACUCCUAGCCAGCCUGCUGUCUGCUUGAAAUCCCAUCCCAGAAACUGGAGUGCUUUGGGAACUGGGUGAAGAAGUCUCCAGAAGAGAUUUUGGCCUCCCGAGGAAUUUCCCAUUGUGGACUUGCAGGGAGGGUGGAGGAGGGCGCAUGGGCUGAGUGGAUAAGGGCAGCCCGGAGCCAGCCAGGCAGUUUUAUUGAAAUAUUUUUAAAUAAUUUGCACGUGUUAGUCUCA
Canis lupus familiaris (dog) is the source of this 1613-nucleotide messenger RNA. It is a transcript of the gene CD72, whose product is annotated as CD72 molecule. Bases 151 to 1251 code for a protein of 366 amino acids. Gene Ontology annotation, molecular function: transmembrane signaling receptor activity. Gene Ontology annotation, cellular component: plasma membrane. The record is from RefSeq and is a predicted model, not a curated record. The transcript has 9 exons. Lineage: Eukaryota; Metazoa; Chordata; Mammalia; Carnivora; Canidae.